GUAGCCCAAAAAGAAGUGAUGCAGGAGAGGGAUGGGAGUUUAUUGAGAGGGCAGUUGCCUCCCUCUCAUCUGCACAUGAUUGAUCACUGUAUGCCCCUCUUCCAAAAACACCCCUUUCAUCUUUCUUCUUCGCCGGAAAGAAACUACGGAGUACGGAGUAGUAAACAAACAAAUAAAUAAAAACUAGGGAGUAUAUUUUCUUGCUGUUAUUGUUAUUAUUAUUAUUAUUAUUAUUAUUGGUUGAACUAUGAGGAGGCUGUGAUGAUAUGGUUUUCUGUGUUUUCUCUUUUUGGGCUAAUAAAUCAUGAGGCAUUUGGAGAAACGGUCCGUAUCUUGGCGGGGCGACCCGGAAUCGACCCGGUUGUUGCAGCCAUGGCGGUCUCGUCUUUCUAUUUCCCUCUGGAAAAUACAGAUCUGAGCCUCUCUAAAGCCGUUUUUAUAUUUCUCCCCUUGGAUUAUGUUUCCAUUAAAGCAUGUUUCUUCUCUGAUUUCGUCCUUUUUCCCCAGAUCUGAGUAUAAUCUCAUCCAAUUCCUUUUGAAAUUUAUGUGAAAUUAACUUAUUUGUUUAUUUAAGAUGAAAAUUGAUUUGUGUGUAAUAAUUUUGGCGAUUUCUGAAAUAGUUCAGUUGGAGUUCUGUAUUAAAAAAAUUCUAUUUUUUGAAAUCAAGACUCUCCUUGUGUUGAUUUGAGCUUGAAUUUCAAGUUUUUGGGUGUUGAUUACAGAAGUUCGGAGAAUGAAGGUGAUAUGGACGGUGCAGUGCCGGAAAUGUGGCUCAGAGGACUGCACGGCAGGGUGUGGGAAGGCGUGCGGCACGGCGGCUUUCUCCCCUCCAUUGUAAUGCUCAAACGUUUCAAAACAAGUUUCCCACUAGUCUUGCCCGGGACUAGUAACUGCCCGGGCUUCGUCUAUUUCCAUUCUCGUAAUAAGAGAUCUUUUGUGACCGGUCUUCCCCCUAGUCACAAAAGAUGGAAGAAAAGAUUUGUUUUUGUUGAAUUCCCCCCUGACCAAUUUCCUUUCUCAAACCCUGAGUGGGCUGACCGGGUUAUAAAACCUGAAAGGGUUCAUCCGGAGCCCACUAAAGAUCUUGAGGACGCCUGCGAGAAACUUCUCAAGGGUGAUCCUGUGACCGGGAAACCUUAUGCCUAUGGGGGCUGGGUAUUCCGGCUACCUAACCCGGAUGGGGGUGCGUCUGUGACCCAUGACGCUGAGGAUAACCGGGCUGAUUCCCCAGAUGGUCACGCUGAGGCCGGCUCUCCUCAUCCAGACAUGAACUUCAACAGGAUGACCACCAUCAUUGAAGAUGACGACGAUGAUGUCCAAGUCCUCCACUCCAACCGGUCUCCUCUCUCUAACUCUCCUGGAAUGGAUGGGGCCACAAGUGCCCGGUGUAGCCCUAUCCAUGAGCAGAGCCAGAAGCUGAAAUCUCCUUCAGCCAGGCAUCAUUCUGAGGUUGACCGGGCUAAUUCCCCCAAAGUCCCGGUCCAAUCAGGUGCUAAAGAGGUUGGUGCAUCUUCCUCUUCAAAAGCCAAGGACCAAAAAAGGAAGAGCUCUCAUAAGAGUUCCAGGGGAGGCAAGAAGAGGAAGAUUAGUUUAUCAGACAGGGAGGGGGAAUCCAUCGAAGAAGCCUUCCUAUCCCUGGCCAAAAAACUCAGCAAGGCCGGGGUCAUUUCAGAGGAGAUUGGCCAAACAUUAAAGGAGAAGGACCAGGUCUCCCAACUCACCCUCCUCCUUGAUUCUGCUAAGUUAGAGAUCAAUGACCGGGCAGAAAGGGAGAAGAGGCUGGAGGAAGAGUUGAGGGAAGAAAGGGUCAGGUUUGCCCUUUUGGAGGAGGAAGGGAAGAGAAAGGUGGCCGAGCUCGAGGAUGCACUGGGCCAGGCUGAAGAGGCUGCCCGGUCAAAGGAGGAGGCAUUCCCUACUGAAGCUGCUGGCUGGGCUGCUUGCCAUCACUUGGAAGUUGCCCGGUCUAUUCUCACCACGCCGGAGGAAACCAUGGACUUCUUCAAAGUCAUGUAUCAAGAGCCGGAGGGGAAGAGGAUAAUAACGGAGAUAGGGUCUUAUGGAUUCCAGUGUGGCCAGAAAGAUGAAAGGUCGCUCCUCUACGCAAGGCUUCAGAAGAGGGAUCCUUCUUUCGACCCGGUUAAAAUGAAGCUCCCGGCCUUGUACAAGGAAGAGCCAACUCCCCCCUUUCCCCUAGAAUAGGUGCCGGGUCAAAAAUUUGACCGGUCAAAAUGAAAGUUCUCCAAAUUU
Messenger RNA from Cuscuta campestris, 2247 nucleotides. The record is from the annotation of a GenBank genome assembly. Lineage: Eukaryota; Viridiplantae; Streptophyta; Magnoliopsida; Solanales; Convolvulaceae.